GGAUGCUGAAGCCCGAGAAAGAGAAGCCGUUCCUGGGAGCUCUGCCUAGGGAGAAUGGCUCUGGGCGCCAGGGAAGCAGGGGGCCCGCUGGAGAGACCGGAACAGUGCAAACACGACUCCGCAGGACUCUGCAGGCCCAGCGACAAUGAUGGGGAAGUUUCCCACCUUCUCCCGCAGCUCCACAGUGAGCUCGGCUCUACCUGGCUACCUCACACUCUGCCUCGCUCUCCUGGUUCACAGGCUGGCCUCAGCACAGUUCAAAGUGAGGGGACCUGAGCGUCCAGUCGCUGCCUCCCUAGGUGGGGAGGCCGUCCUGUCCUGUCACCUCUCCCCCAGCAUGAGCGCAGAAAAUAUGGAGGUGAGGUGGUUCCGAGGCAAGUUCUCCUCAGUUGUGCACCUGUAUCGUGGCGGGAAGGAUCAGUAUGGGCUGCAGAUGGUGGAAUAUCAAGGGAGAACUGAGCUCUUGAAAGACGACAUAACCAAUGGGAGAGUUUUCCUGAGAAUACACAAUAUCCGUCCCUCUGACAAUGGGCAGUACACAUGUUAUUUUCAGUCCAGUGUCUCUUAUGAAGAAGCUUUAUUGGAACUCCGGGUGGCAGGUUUGGGCUCUGCUCCUGCCAUCUCUAUGGAGGGACAUCAGGAUGGAGGGGUCCAGGUAGUGUGUCAAUCAUCCGGGUGGUACCCACAACCCGAGGCUGUGUGGAGAGAUCACCAGGGACAGCGCUUACCAUCGGUCUCUGAAAAGACGUCCCAGGAGGCCGGUGGCUUGUUUCAGACAGAGACUGCCAUUGUUCUAACAGAAGAGUCCAACCGGAAGGUGUCCUGCCACAUCAGGAACCCACGACUCAACCAAGAGACAGAGUCAGUGAUUUCCAUAGCAGAGCUUUUUUUCCCGAGAGUCAAUGCCUGGAUGGUGUCUGUGUGGGUGAGCGUGGCUCUCCUGGUCACUGUUAUUGCGGUGGCCAGUUUCUGCUUCUGGAGGCAGUACCAUGCAAAAGAGACUCUGCGAUCUGCCCUGGACAGCGAGAAAGAGACCCUGCUGUCUGACUGGAAGGAGGAGACAGAGAAACUGCGCUCUGCCAUGAAGCAGCAGAAAGCUGACUACGAGGCAAUGAAAGGUGAGGGCAUGUCGACUGGUUUCAAUUAUGUUUUAAUUGGAAAAGGGCCACUCAGAGCAGC
Messenger RNA from Pelodiscus sinensis (Chinese soft-shelled turtle), 1179 nucleotides. The record is from RefSeq and is a predicted model, not a curated record. NCBI's taxonomy places the organism in Eukaryota, Metazoa, Chordata, Testudines, Trionychidae.